Molecule: messenger RNA, 1203 nt
Organism: Mesorhabditis spiculigera
Lineage: Eukaryota; Metazoa; Nematoda; Chromadorea; Rhabditida; Rhabditidae
Source: the annotation of a GenBank genome assembly
AUGCGGCUGUACGCCAUAUUACUUUUCACAGCCCUCCUAGCAGUUGUGGUCGCGGAAUCAAGACAGAAAGCCCGCGCCCAGUCGAGGCCGAGCUGGCGGGGCGCUAAAGGAGCCGCCAAGCGCCAAUCCUACGACGAUUUCACGGCCGGAAAUAAAUUGCCGGGAGCCGAGACGUUUCCAGCGCCUCAGCCAGCACCACAAUCACCAGCCCCUGAAGCUCAACCCCAGAAAUAUGGGGAUGAUGACCAAAAUUCGUAUUCUGACAAGCAACAGCAGCCACAACCGGAAGUGGCUCCGGUAGCGCCGGCAUAUCCGGAAGAUACCACUGAUGCACCAGUUCAGGUCACCGAUGCUCCCUACGAAGAGCCCACCCCCACUCCAGCUCCGGCUUAUCCGGAAGAAACGGCUGCCCCGGCCACCGAAGCUCCUUACGAAGAGCCCGAAACUGCGGCUCCUGCACCGGCUCCAGCUCCAGCCCCUGCUCCAGCUCCAGCUCCAGCUCCCACCUAUGAGCCCGAGGCCAUCGUGCCGAUGACCGAAGAGCCGUACGUGCCGGCCGAAACGACAACUCAGUCCACGACACAACAAACAACACCCUACCAGGAGCCAUACGAGGAGACCUAUGAUGACGAGACGAACGCCCCGGAAACGCCGGCCCCAACGACGGCCGCUCCCGCGAAGCACACCUACGGCCCCAGGCCCAAGCCGACGCCCGCCCCGAAGAAGUACACGAACCACAGGCUGGACUACCCCAUCGCGUCGUGCUACACCAAUCCUGAUGGCUUCAUGUGCUGCAACAGCACGCUGGAAGAGGUGCUCAAGGACGCGUACCAGCUCCUCGACAAGAAGACCGGCUGGAUGAACUGCAACUCGCAGCAAAUCUCCAACGCCGUUCAGGAGCGUUGCGAGAAGAAGUUCGGCACGCCCUUCGAGACGAUCACCGGCAUCGGCGAUUUCGCCUCCAAAUCCCACUUUUAUUCGGAUCUGAUCUGCAAGAUUAAGAGGGAGGGACGCUUCAUCCUGGCGUACGCGACGCCGAAUCGACACGAGAAGCCGAUCACCAGCCGCCCGUACAUCGUGCCCACCGAGACUGAAGCCGCGCAGCCGCCCACCUACUUUGUGCCCAAGGCCCGCCCGCUCGCCCCGGCAGCGCAAGUUCCGGUCGCCCCAGCUGCAAAUUAUGCCGAGGUUUUUCUAAUCGAA